This is a messenger RNA of Phialemonium atrogriseum, 1270 nucleotides long. Its product is annotated as HAD-like domain-containing protein. Gene Ontology annotation, molecular function: phosphatase activity. Lineage: Eukaryota; Fungi; Ascomycota; Sordariomycetes; Cephalothecales; Cephalothecaceae. The coding region runs from base 166 to 939 and encodes 257 amino acids. The transcript has 3 exons. The record is from RefSeq and is a predicted model, not a curated record.
CUCAUAUUUAACAUCUCAUCGCAGGACCUGUCUACCAAGCAAAGUUACCAAGGCAGUUCACAUACACUCAUUAUCAAUCAACUCCCCAUCGCUAAAGAAAUUAGAAAUAUUUUUAUUUUAUUUCAAAAAUAAUAAUUAAAAAAGGGACAACAUUCUCUCGCAACAAUGGGUUCAACAUCACCAGCGGCGCUCCCCGCGCUCAAGACGGCGCCCAAGAUCAUCUUCUUCACCGACUACGACGGCACCAUCACGCAGCAGGACUCCAACGACUUCCUGACGGACAACCUCGGGUACGGGCUUGAGAAGCGCCUGCAGGGCAACCACGACGUGCUGUACGGCCAGCGCCACUUCCGCGACAGCUUCCAGGAGAUGAUGGACAGCGUCACCACGCCCUUUGACCGCUGCAUCGAGGUGCUGUCCCGCAACAUCACCCUGGACACCGGGUUCCGCGAGUUCUACGACUGGACCCGCGCCAACAACGUGCCCAUCGUCAUCCUCUCGGGCGGCAUGCGGCCCAUCAUCAGGGGCAUGCUGGCCGGCUGGCUCGGCGAAGACGAGGUCGACAACGUCCAGAUCGUCAGCAACGACGUCGCCGCGAGGCCCGGAAAGUCCAUCAACGAGGAGGGUGGCUGGCGCAUCAACUUCCACGACGACAGCCACUUUGGCCAUGACAAGUCGCUCGAGAUCCGGCCAUACGGAAACCUGCCCGCAGAGGAGAGGCCGAUUCUCCUGUACGCCGGCGACGGCGUGUCGGAUCUGUCAGCAGCCAAGGAGACGGACCUGUUGUUCGCCAAGGCAGGACGAGACCUCGUGACCUACUGUGAGAAGGAAAAGGUCCCUUUCACCACUUUCGAGGACUUCUCCGAGAUCUUGGCCACGGUGAAGGCCAUUGCCGCUGGCACGCUCAGCGUCAAGGACGCUGCGACCGGCAGGAAAUGAGAAGGCCGGGCUGGAUUGGACGGCGUGGCCUUCUGGGAGGCGAGCAGGUGAAUCUUGUUGCAUCAUAGAGGCAUAGACUAUUAUAGACUUGGCUUUUGGAAAAAGCUAUUAUAGAAUAACUAAGAAUCUCACUGGAUGAGAUAUGACUAUGGGCACCAUGUUCUAGGAUCAUCACACGCACAUUGUAAACUGGUUAGUUGGUUAGUUAGCCUUACGAUAAUAGAUAUACCGGGGGCUGUACUUGCCGUAGCUAGAGUAGGGCAUCGCGGUGGUGCAGUUGGAAAACAGAAACGCCAUCCAUUUGUCCCGAGAGAAACUACGACUAUUAGGG